GAUGCUUGACAGUGUGCAUGUAGAAGGAUCUGCUAUGGUCUCUAAUGGUGGGAAGAACCAAAGCUUAGAACAAUUACCAGUCAGUGAGAAUGGGAAAGGUGAUUCGGCUAAAACUUCAAAUCGCGACAAUCUUUGGUGCACCUAUUGCAAGAAGCCAAGACACACUAGAGAUCGUUGCUGGAAAUUACAUGGAAAACCUUCAACUUCAAGCAAAGAAUGGGGUUAUAAAGGAGGACAGCCAAGAAAUCAAGGACAAGCUCACAUGACUGCAAUGGAGUUAAACCAGGAGAAGUCUCAGGAACAAGGAGAGUUGGAUAAAAAAGAGAUUGAGAAACUGAGAAGCCUAUUGGGAACUCUUGAAAAGGCUACUGGUGUAUGCUCCUUGGCACACUCAGGACCAGGGUUCGGGGAAGAGGAUUGGACUUGCUAAGGAGAAGGAUG
Durio zibethinus is the source of this 441-nucleotide messenger RNA. The record is from RefSeq and is a predicted model, not a curated record. Lineage: Eukaryota; Viridiplantae; Streptophyta; Magnoliopsida; Malvales; Malvaceae.